Molecule: messenger RNA, 648 nt
Organism: Saitoella complicata NRRL Y-17804
Lineage: Eukaryota; Fungi; Ascomycota; Saitoellomycetes; Saitoellales; Saitoellaceae
Product: S-adenosyl-L-methionine-dependent methyltransferase
Exons: 2
Coding region: 1-648 (215 amino acids)
Source: RefSeq, a predicted model, not a curated record
AUGGACGGCAUCCCAGCAAGUACACCACUAUCAGAGCUCAGAGACAAAGCCUACUGGGACUCCCGAUACGAUAAAGAGUUUCAGGAAAAAGAUGAUGCGAAUUUUGACUGGUUUAAGGGCUAUAAGGACCUCGAGCCAUGGCUGUCGGAACACUUGAAACCCGAGUCGAAGAUUUUGAUGUUGGGUUGCGGAAACAGCACCCUAUCAGCGGACCUCUAUAACGCCGGCUACAAACACGUACACAACAUCGACUUCGCUCCGACCUGCAUUGAGAGAAUGAAAGCAUUGCAUGCCGACAAGGCCGAAAUGACAUGGGAAGUAAUGGACGUCCUGGACCUCAAAUACGAUGGUGCAACCUUCGACGUCGCAAUCGACAAGGGCACAAUGGAUGCUCUCCUCUGCUUCGAUCCAGAGGAGGGAUCCGUCUGGAGUCCUCCAGAGCACGUCGUAGCGAACUGCACGAAAGAGGUUGACGAGGCAAUUCGUGUUCUGAAACCCGGAGGCAAGUUCUUGUAUUGUACGUUCGGACAACCACAUUUCCGGAGACGAUACAUGCAGAGGGAGGGCGUGUGGAAAGAUGAUGAGGUGAAGCUCACGACGCUAGGUGACAUGUUCCAUUACUUCUUGUUCAGCUGCGAAAAGAACUAG